Molecule: messenger RNA, 1826 nt
Organism: Oreochromis niloticus (Nile tilapia)
Lineage: Eukaryota; Metazoa; Chordata; Actinopteri; Cichliformes; Cichlidae
Exons: 6
Coding region: 98-790 (230 amino acids)
Source: RefSeq, a predicted model, not a curated record
AUACAGGAAAAUAAGAAGGAACUAGUAGAGUUGAGGAAGUUCAGUCUACCACUUCCCAUGUUGUCAGCCAUUAAAAAAACGCCUGAUACAAGGAAUCAUGAGAUCAUUCAGAGUCUUUCAAGCCGCAGACAUGGACCGGUUGUUUUGGCUUUCUCUCCUGCUCGCCCACCCGUUGGUCACAGCUGACAAGGAUACAUGUCAUGUCUAUAUAUCACAGUCAAACAACAUAAUCUGGAAGAAAAUAGGGGAAGAAGCUGUUUUCAAUUGUACAGUCAUUUCCAGCUGUUCAGUACAAUUUUACUGGUUCAAAGAAAACGUCUCUCUACCGCUUAAUAUGAGUAACAAGUACCCAGGAGGAGCGUCUUUACAAAUUAAUUCACUUAAAGCGAGUGACAGUGGGAUCUACUUCUGUGCCGCAGCAGAUCAUACUGGGUGCUGCACACCGUUUGUAGGGGAGGGAGCAACUCUUGUAGUGAGAGAAAAUGCUAAAAUAGUGAUGGGAAGAAUUUUGUGGGUAUCAUUUGUCCUCUUGGCCGUCUACAGCUUGGCUAUAGUGACGCUCAUCUUUCUAAAGAAGCAUGGCUGGAAUAUGAACGUCUGCAAAAAGACAUCCAAAAACGACAAGAAAAACGCAAAUAAAAAAGUACAGUUCCAGGACGUGCUGAAAGAAAUGCACAAGAAGAGAAACAUGGAGAAAAACAAUCAAACAGCAAGCAGAAGCUCUUCUGAAGCUGAGGCCUCGAGCAACGACCUGCAGCAUUCUUCUGAUGACAUCUAUCAAAAUGUCUAAGCUUCAUUCAAGGAAUUGAUGAAUUCAGACCUCCAUCAUCUUGACGGAAAGGAAAUUGUAAAGCCAUUAAACACCGGCUGGAUUAUGCUGUUCCGAGUCUGAGGAAACAAGCAAGUGUGCAAAGGAUGCAAGUCAUUUGUGCUUGUUGCUUAUCUUUUCUCAUGAAAUGAGACAUGAAAACUACAACACCAGUGUGGACCAGGCGACCCUUUCCUCUCUAAAUGUUAAGGCUCUUACGCAGCCCGCCUCUCACAAAGCAUUCGAAGUUCUGUUGGUCUCCACCGCGCUUCCACAGCUUCCUUCUUGCUCAUAACAACUUUUUCCAAGGAUUUUAUUUUCAGGACUUUCUGCAACACAAAAGGGGGAUAAUUAGAUGAUCCACAUUAGAGGAAUUACAUCUGAAUUUCACUUCUACAAAAAGCAAAAUGUUACACCUUUUAUUGCACGAAUCAUUAAUCACGAUGAUUACUGACAGUGAACUGACAUGAAAUGAUAAAGCCAUUUCUCAUUAAAGGAGUCAUGGCACUUUUUUGAUAGCGCUUAAUGUUUGUUACAUUAUUGACCAAGAAUUUCUUAAAAAUAUUCUUAAAAUUGAAUCAAAAACAUAAACGUACCACGGAUAGAUUUUUUACCAUUUUUAAUUAGAAACAAUACAUUUAUAGAAUCUGAUACCAAAACAUAGAACAAAAUACAGCACAUGUCUGUAUGUCAAAUACAGCUUAUGUUAUAAUAGGAAAAGAGAGGGCAUUGUUUCUCUUUAGAGAAAUCACAGUAAACUUAUUUAUUAAUUCACAUUAAGGCGGUGUUUACCAUUCUGAUCCAGCUGCGAGGCAUAUCCCAUCCCCUAAAUCUCAAUACAUUUUACAUUAGAAUGUCCAUUAAUACACUGGAAUAUAAUCCUUAGAUUAGUUUUCACCAUUUACCGAAACAUCCUUCAUUCAAAGUCUGCAUAAACUGCCCCAUUUGGGGCUUCUCUCUACUGUAAACUAUCAAAUACGGGUGAUGUGAGCCACUUGAAUAAUAUUUUUUUUGUAAA